AUCGAAGACUCUCAAUUUUAUCUUUAGUACUGUGACCUACGCAGUUAUCGGAAGACUUUAUUGGAUAGCGGAGAGUAAAAGAGUUUGAAUAUCUAUUUUGUCUAUUGUCCGAAUUAAAUUUUUGCAUUGAGUGUUAUCAUUCUGCAUAAAGAAAUCUGAUCAGUUCCUGUUUCCUUUUGUGAUACAGGCAUUGAUUUAAAUCAUUAUUGCAUUAAAUCGUCAUUGCAGAUAUUAAAAUUUUUGCAAGAAAAUUAAAUAAAUCGUCAAAUUUAUGGCUACACAAAAUAUUGAACAACAGCAACGUAAGUUAAACGCUGAGACAUUCCAGAAUAAAUUAGAUAUGGAAGAGGAUCAACGUAAGUGUCGCUCAUCAGAUAUGGAAUUAACAGGUGACGAUUCUGUAUUAGAUGAGAAAAAUAAUGAAGAGGACAACAGUGUAAAGUCAGCGGAAACCACUUCGCCAGAUCAGGAUGAACGGUCCCAACUUCUUUGCAAUCGUGUAUCCCAAUUGAGGGACAAUAAAAAAAUUGCUCCUGACGUAAACUUGAAAGAACUAGUUAUUUUAACUAAGAAUCUUAAUUCUGUAGACGUAGAACUUUUAGUUAGAUUUGCAAUGGAUACAGCACUAGUACGGUUAAGUAACGCUUACAAGACAAAGGAGAUAAAGCUAGAUAUGGAUACAAUAGAGGAGAAGGUUAUAGUAACUAGAAACGACUUUUUGUAUGCACUGGAUACUUAUAUUACACCACCAUUCAAUCCAUGGUUAGAUAGUAAGAUUAUCACUUGGGGAUCACCGGUAAAUGAAUUUCUUGAAAAUGGCAAUUUAUACGCUAAAGUCGCCCAGAAAACUGGGCUCUUUACUGUUCUUUUGGAAGGUCCACCACACUGUGGAAAAACAACGCUUGCCACACACAUCGCAAAAAAUUCAAACUUUGAAUGUCUUAAAGUUAUUACACCUGAAGACAUACUGAACCUUGAUGAAUUUGACAAUGAAACCGCAAAAUGUCGUUAUAUACGAGAGAUGUUUAACGAGGCAUAUCGUGCACCAUGCAGCUGUAUUUUAAUUGAUGAUAUUGAACGUCUACUGAAUUCCUGUCCAAUUAAACAAAAGUGUUCUACUAUGAUGUUACAAACACUAUUGGUGUUAUUAGAGAAAUCACCGCCACCUGGUCAUAAACUAUUGAUUUUGUGCACUACUAAUUGGGUAAGAUGUAUUGACGAUAUGAAAUUACUUCCAACAUUUAAUGCCAUUCUUGAAGUGCCACUAUUGUCAACCAUUGAACAUUUGUUAAAUGUAUUGACUGAAGUUAAUCUCUUUUCGAAACAUAAAAUGGCUUCUUUUAAGGCAAAGCUUCAAGAAAAACAAAAAAUAUACAUUGGUAUUAAGCAUUUGCUUCGCCUGAUAAAUAUAGUACGUGAAAUAGAUUCAAGUGACAGAGUCAACGAAUUUUUUGCAAAAUUGGAGGAAGAAGGUGAACUGCAUUAAUAGCUUUGAAUUGUAUUAAUUGACAUGUAGUAUUAUUAAUUAUACUUAAUUAGUAAAUAAUAAUAAUAAUAUAUCAUUAUUAUUAAGGUACACAGUCGCAAUAGAA
Molecule: messenger RNA, 1592 nt
Organism: Cyphomyrmex costatus
Lineage: Eukaryota; Metazoa; Arthropoda; Insecta; Hymenoptera; Formicidae
Product: vesicle-fusing ATPase 2
Exons: 7
Coding region: 272-1486 (404 amino acids)
Biological process (GO): Golgi to plasma membrane protein transport; SNARE complex disassembly; intra-Golgi vesicle-mediated transport
Cellular component (GO): Golgi stack
Molecular function (GO): ATP hydrolysis activity; ATP binding
Source: RefSeq, a predicted model, not a curated record